This is a messenger RNA of Pectinophora gossypiella (pink bollworm), 2355 nucleotides long. RefSeq lists its product as uncharacterized. The transcript is spliced from 8 exons. The record is from RefSeq and is a predicted model, not a curated record. The coding region runs from base 86 to 1312 and encodes 408 amino acids. Lineage: Eukaryota; Metazoa; Arthropoda; Insecta; Lepidoptera; Gelechiidae.
ACCACUAUCAGAGUCGCCGGGUGGAUGGAAUUAUAUUGUACUUACCUUAUUGAAUCAUUUUGGAGAGAUCCGGCGCACAUACAACAUGGCAACCGAGACUGGAGUCACCUGGUGGCAGUGGCUGGUGUGGACGCACGAUGUGAAGGAGCUGUGGGCGGCUCAGCCCUCUUACAUCAUCUCGCAGCUUGUCUACGUCAUCGCCGGGCUCCUCACACUCCUCCAUGCUUUCAGGAAAGGUGGUCGGUGGCCUUACUUCUGGCUGGGCACCGUGCUGCACGGGAUCUACGCUGAUAACUUCUGGCACUUCGUGUUGCCAGAGUAUGACAACUUCUGGCAUUCGCAAACCCCCGUCAUCUUCGCCGGGGGCCGGCUACCUUUGCACAUCAUAUUGCUUUAUCCAGCGUUCAUCUACCACGCGGCUUACGCCGUCUCCAAGCUAAACCUGCCUAGAUACGCGCAGCCAUUCGCCGUUGGACUGGUUACUAUCCUUAUCGACAUCCCUUACGACAUCGUGGCGGUAAAGUUCGUGCACUGGACGUGGCACGACACCGAUCCGAACAUCUUCGACCGCCACUACUGGGUUCCCUGGAACUCGUACUACUUCCACGCCACCUUCGCCGCCAGUUUCUACUUCUUCUUCGAAGCCAGCAGAAAGUGGUUCGCUCCCAAAGUCAACCAAUGGGCGUCUGCUGGCAAAAAAGUGGAAUGGAAGUCUCUGCUGGUAGCAGUGCUGCUGGGCAUGCCAGGCGGAGUGCUGCUAUUCGUGCCCAUCUACCACCCGCUGCACGACUUGUAUGGCAUCCACUCCGAGGUCACCUUCUUCGCACUCUUUGCUGUCUACGCAGUCAUCGUUCUCAACGGCCUCCUCAGCGACCGGGAAAAGACUAAAGAGAGACUGACAACGAUCGACUACGUGCUGAUCCUGCAGUUGGCGGUCCACUACAUCAUCUACUGGGCUUUCGUGGUCUUCUUCCACCCCGAGCGCGAGUGGUCCCUCGGUCUGCACGAGCCAGUCGGGCCUUGCAACGAGGUCGCCACGCUCACCACGCCUUUCGGACAGACGCUGCAGAAACGGAAAUACUUCUGCCCAGAAAAUUAUGAUGAAGGUUACUUCGACUUCCACUGCGUCAACAACCAGCGGCCCCAGGAUGGCGCCUCCUGGUACGUCAUCUGCGGAACGCCCUUUGAAAAUCGCAUUGAAUAUAUCACGGUGCUGUCUACCAUCCUCGUAACGGCGGCAGGCGUUUUUUACGGAAUUUAUUUUAAAACCCAAGCGCCAGCACCAGUAGCAAAAAAGCUAAAAACUAAAUAGGUAAUAAGCUCCCAGCUCUCAGUGUCCCUCAUCCUGGCCCAGUCACCACAACGGAUCGCGAUGUUGACUAAGUACACAGAAAAUUAACGAAAAAUUAAACGUUUGUCGUCAAAUAUACUACACUUAGCGAGACACUUCGAGACUGAUUUGAAAUUUGUCGCCAAACUUCAGAACUUUUCGAUAUGUCGUUCAAAAGUUAUGAGGCAAUUUUUGUGGCAGCCCUAAAAAAAUCUUACUCCUGUAUCACUUUCUUUGUAUCUCGAUAACUACAGCAAAUAGAUUUCGACCCUAAAAUGUCGAAAACUUGUCGAAAUUUGUCGCCCAACAGAGUUUGUCGUCACGCCGUUUAAAAGUUAGAAGAGAUCUUUUGUGAUCUUUUGUGCACGGACACUUGAUAUUUGGCGAUCAAUUCCGGCAAUUUUUCGACAUUGUUCUUGUGGAGUCAGUUCAGAAUCGCCAUCGAUUAUGGUUGCAGAGUCAGGAUAAGGGUCCUCAUAUUACAUUAGGGCGCCAUAUUUGUUAUUCAAUUAAAAUAAGUUAAUAAAGCAAAUUAAACUAUCAAACUAUCUUACCUAUAUUUAUUAAUGAAAUAUUACUAAUAAACUCAUCAUUAUCUUUUGUGUAAUGUUAGUGAAAUUUAUUAUAAUAUCUUCAUGUUUUAUGUGUUUGUAAGUACGAGUAGUUAUACUCAUACCUACCUACUAAGUUUUUUGAAAGGUCGUUCUUUAUUUAACCUGGCAGCGAAUUAAGUAAGUUAAAAAAAAUAUAUUAAUAAAUUACAGCAAAAAUAAUAAGUAAAUAGUAAAUAGUGAGCAACUAAAAAAGAUAAUAAGAUAUUCGAAUGGAUUUGAAAGGCGCGUGUUAUUUUUUUGUUGUGAAUAAAACUUGAUUUUGUCAGAUAAAAAUAGCUACUUACCUACUACUUGUUUGAUGCUAGCCAGGCCAAUUAUUUAUUAUUUAUUAAAGUACUUUUCUUAUUUGCUGAAAUGAAUUGUUUUAUAUGUUUUUGAUUACUGUGAGAAUAAAUGAUUUUAUGCAUUUAU